Messenger RNA from Leptomonas pyrrhocoris, 2282 nucleotides. RefSeq lists its product as hypothetical. The coding region runs from base 15 to 2282 and encodes 755 amino acids. The transcript has a single exon. The record is from RefSeq and is a predicted model, not a curated record. NCBI's taxonomy places the organism in Eukaryota, Euglenozoa, Kinetoplastea, Trypanosomatida, Trypanosomatidae.
AGAUGUUUUGAAGAAUGUGGAAAAACUCGCUUGUUGAUAUAACGAGACGAGCUGGCAGAAAAACAGCUCUGCCUCAACUUCAGAAAACCGUGAAAACCGUCCUCGCAGAUGGGCGGGUGUCACAGGCAUCUGCGCUGAGCAGCGCACAUCCGAUCUUCUCCCCAGCGUCAGAGGCUCUGCAUGUUUCCCAGAGUGACUAUCAGCAUCAGCUCAAGAGCAGCAUUUUGCAAUCAUCCUUGGAAAAUGACAAGCCGUUACUUAGAACAGCAGACCAUAGCGAUGCGUUGCUUCGGCAAACAGAACACUUGCCGUUUUCAUACGCACAAGAAGCGUUCUGUGCAUUAAUGAAAGCAGGUGAAGUCCAACUUGCACUUCAGCUCGUUUCGUUUUGGCAGCAAGGCGACAGGAUCACCAGUGUGCGGCUGUCUCGUCGGAAGGUGACAAAAGAGCUCCGUAAAACAAUUCAAGUGCUGGAGAAGUUGAAGGACUCCACAACGUUAAAGGCGCUUAUUAAUAUUCUCAGUGAUUCGCUGAAAGAGCAAGUCUUUGCGCAAAAGAUGUCAUUGCAUGCAGUGGCUUUGACCCAUUCCCGAAGUGGUUCUCCUCGUGUGCAAUACAAGCUUUUUGCCCCGUUAGGUGCCGUAGCAACAUCUGAUAUCCUUGUUUGUGCCGUCGAGGCCGCCUGUCGCUUAGGGAAAAAGGAAGGAAUGUCGGCCUUCGAGAAAAUUCUGUUAGCUGAUCAAUGCGCAAGCUCCACUAUUAGCGAAGUACUUCCAAGUGGAACUCCACGAUUGCCUUUUCCUUUAUAUAGGCAAAUUGAAACCUUACGAGUAGAAGAAAACCUGGAUGAUCGUUUUAUCCAUCAAGUGUGCCCUGAUAUUGCGAGCAAAUUAGUGCAUCCGUCUCAUUACCGCAUAAUCGACAUUCUUUCACUCAGCAUCGACGAAGCAAAGUACAUCGACAGCAACUGGAAAAUACAAGAAAUACUUUCGGCCUCCUCCGUUAGUUCUGAUGCACCUUCCAAUGCCUGGUGUCGUGUUGCGCGUCGAGUUCUUCCGCAGUCGCCGUCGCUGCAGAGCGUAGAGGAGAAGCAGCUAUUAAUCUCAUUAAUCAGUCACAAAACCCAACGUGCGGAGGUUUUACAGGAUCAGACAUGGAUGAAUUUACGGUCUCGUGUUAUUAAGCUGUUGAAGAACUCAAAGCAACCCGUACGACGAUUUACGGCAGCAGCGUUGCUUAAUUGCAAGCACCUUGUGACAAGCUUGAAAAUAUCUCCUGUCGAAAUCGGAUCGGUAUACGCACAAUCGUUUUACUCAAAAGGACGCGUUGACCCCGCACUGUGCGCAUUCUGCGACUUUGCUGUCCGCCGUCUUUGUCGAAACGGCCGAUACCGGGACGCGGCACGCCUUGCGUGGAAUCACCUGUCAGUUGAAUGUCCUGCCACGAAAAGCCUUUUCCACGCUAGCUCCACCGCAGUCGAUUUCGCUGUGCUUUCAAUGAGUCGAGCCAUGCGCGAUGAGGUAGCGAAAGGAAAUGCACAAAACUGGAUGGGGUACAGGUCUCUUGCCUUGCUUCGUCUCGCCGCCGUUUCUGGUAACAGCGUCACGGUGCUGCAUUGUGUGCCAAUAUGUGUGAACGCAAUGAAUUGCGGUGUUCCUUUUGCUGCCAUCAAGCAAGCUUUGUCCUGCGUUUUCAGCAGCGACGACGCACAAAGAAAAUGGGCUGUUAACUUGGUUCGCCUUUGUUCACAAAACGAAAUUGUGCCAGCGCAGCUUUUGCCGACUCGCCGUGGUGUUUCUUCCGACUUCCGCAAACUCCUCACCAGUGUUUGCGGGGCGAAAGCAAAUUUGAAUGACGGACUGCUCGUUCACAGUCCUUCCCGCAGGAGGCAAAUCGCACUGUGGGAAACUGUCACUGAUCCGGAAGUGAAUCCCCGCCUAAAUGCACUCACGCUGGCAACGUUUUUAAGCGAGGAUGUUCGCAGUGAUAUUCUGAACUGCUCGUUUUUGUUGCAUUCUCCAAAAAGCGCACUUGGAGACGAUUUUGCACGCAGUCCUGCUCCCACUGUAGACGAUAUUUGGAGUUGGGAAGUGGCUGCGUCCAUAGCUUCGAACUGCACGACGCCGGAAAGCUAUCGGAGCUUUCUCAAGUGCUUAAAGCAACGUAAACCGAAGUUACCCGUUGGCUGCUCAACUGAUUUGGAUUAUUUUUCCGCCGUUAUGUCAAGUGAACUAGAGGGCCACGACCUGGCGAACGUAAAGACAAUGGUCACAGAAAAGUAA